AGCAGAGACCGUGAAUUCGUUAUUCCCGGCGAUUCAACACCUGCGCAAUGAUGUUGAAGAUUGUCGUGCUUGCAGUGUUGGUUUCCACGGCUUGCUCCAAGCCUGGGGUGUUGAACAAAGACGAUGAAUUUUCUACCGAGGAGCUCAUUCGUUACUUCGGUGUUGAAAACCACGCAGAAGCCCCAGAGUAUGAGGUCGUGUACCCACUCGUAGUCGACGCUGACAGCAAAAGGAGUGUUGGCAACGGAGCCAUUGCAGCCUCUUUCCUAGAACUGGAAGUCGAAGCCUUCGGAGAGACACUCAUCCUCAACGUGGACCACGAUGACAGCAACUAUGCCCCCGGGCUCGAGGUUGAGAUUUACACCGAUGAAGGCAUCCAGAGGGUACCACUCAGGACAGACUGCGUCUACACGGGGAAGGUAGCUGGGGAACAGAACUCUAUCGCUUCAGUUACCACUUGUGACGGCUUGAUGGCGGUGAUAUUUCGCAACGACGGGCGCGGUGAGCUUUACAUCGAGCCACUAGAAGACAAACAUGCCGCCAAAAGGGAUGUUGGGCGUGGCCACCCGCACGUCGCUUAUAAGAACAGACCACAAAAAGGCGGAGCUUUCUGCUCAGCUAUCGACCCGCCGGUCUUGCCAAUUUCCUCUCUUGCAGACCCGCCCAUUAUGCCCAUUUCCGCCGAGGAGCCUGUAGACACUGAAUCAACCAAGUAUCUGGAGCUGGCGUUCAUUGCCGAUCCAUCGUACACUUCCAGUCGUGGAUCUACCAGCUCAGCCACCACCUGUGUUAAUACGCUUUUCAACGCGGUAAAAAACGUUUUGCAAUUGAGUUCUCUCAGAGGCACUGCACUGGUUCCAAAGCUGGUGUACGUUAAGAUCUUUGGAGCAACAGAGACUGGACUGACAAGUAACACUGAUAGUAAUACCUACCUGGCGACCUGUCGUGCAUGGCAACAUACCAACAACAAACCGUCAUCGAGCAGUGAACAUUGGGACAAUGCUGCAUUUUUUACAGGAGUGGACAUAUCAAGUCCGGACGCUGGUAAUGCAGUUCUUGGCGUAGGCUAUGUCAGUGGAUGUGACUACUGGGGUGCGUCUCUUAGUGAGUUCCGUAGUCUUGAUGCCACAGCUGUCACGGCACACGAAAUCGGACACAACUUAGGAAUGUACCACGAUUCCUCAGGACCAGAGGGUGGUCCCUAUAAUAGCUGCUCAUCGAAGGGGUAUUUGAUGGCUGCAUACAAUGACAACCAUCAAAAAGAUCUGGGCUGGUCUACUUGUAGCCGAUCCUACUACGACACUCGCAUCACCCAAACCACCUGCUACAACGAUGCCUAACUGGAUGAUCGGAUUUAUUGGGACACCCCUCGAACUGAGGGAGAGGAAAAACCUGCGACAUUUCUGAAGUCUCCAAAAUGCAUUCAAAAUACUGGUCACUGUUGAGUUUUGUUCUCAUCGUUAGUAUUUAUAACGAAGUCAACAGAGGCGGGUUGUCUUCAGCCUAUGUCUUCGAUUAUGCUCAGUUGGACGAGACACAAACUGCGUAAUGCUUACGAGGCAGAGCCCCGGGUCAAAAUUAUUUAAACAUUCAACUUCUACUGUAGUUAUCUCUUGAUUCAUCGAGGGUGGAAAACUAAAAUGCCCAGUGUGGUGGUUACAAGAUUUCUUUUCAUCGCUUCAGAAAGAUAUUAUAGCUUCAGAGACCAAUACAACAGAAAGGAUUUUUUGCAUGACCGUGUUUUUAAUUCUGCGAAAGCCAAAUUAAUCAAAUCGAACGCAAAUCAAAUGCAAAUCAGGUGCUUGCUCUAAGUAAAAUGUUCAUAUCUCAGAUCUAACUACUAAAUUUGCAGCAGCUGUACAAACUUGAUAUUUCUUUAUUUUCAUUAUGAAUUGAGGUGAAGGUAAUAAAUUUCAAACCAUUCAGCAUUAAACAAUGUGGUUUGUGUGUCUCAAUUAAAAUAC
Molecule: messenger RNA, 1964 nt
Organism: Acanthaster planci (crown-of-thorns starfish)
Lineage: Eukaryota; Metazoa; Echinodermata; Asteroidea; Valvatida; Acanthasteridae
Product: A disintegrin and metalloproteinase with thrombospondin motifs 10-like
Biological process (GO): proteolysis
Molecular function (GO): metalloendopeptidase activity
Source: RefSeq, a predicted model, not a curated record